Condylura cristata (star-nosed mole) is the source of this 2045-nucleotide messenger RNA. It is a transcript of the gene ACKR2, whose product is annotated as atypical chemokine receptor 2. The record is from RefSeq and is a predicted model, not a curated record. Gene Ontology annotation, biological process: G protein-coupled receptor signaling pathway; immune response; chemotaxis. NCBI's taxonomy places the organism in Eukaryota, Metazoa, Chordata, Mammalia, Eulipotyphla, Talpidae. Gene Ontology annotation, cellular component: membrane. Bases 5 to 1204 code for a protein of 399 amino acids. Gene Ontology annotation, molecular function: chemokine receptor activity. The transcript has 2 exons.
GCCCAUGGACAUGCCCCACCCUAUACCUCUGGCUUCUCCAGCCCAGAGCUGCACCAUGGCCGCCGCCACCUCCCCUCUGCCAGUCCCCACCGAGGUCGCCAGUUCCGAAAACAGCAGCUCCUUCUAUGACUAUGAGUACUACCUGGAGGAGCAGGCUUUCAUGCUCUGCAGGAAGGAUGAGGUGCUGUCCUUCAGCAAGAUCUUCCUGCCAGCCUUCUACAGCCUGGUCUUCAUGCUGGGCCUGGCCGGAAACCUCCUUCUCCUAGUAGUCCUGCUCUGCCGUGUGCCUCGAAGGCGGAUGACUGAGGUCUACCUGCUGAACCUGGCCAUCUCCAACCUCCUGUUUGUGGUGACUCUGCCCUUCUGGGGCAUCUCUGUAGCCUGGCACUGGGUCUUUGGCAAUUUCUUGUGCAAGAUGGUGAGCACCCUCUACACCAUUAACUUCUACAGUGGCAUCUUCUUCAUUAGCUGCAUGAGCUGGGACAAGUACCUGGAGAUUGUUCAUGCUCAGCCCCACCACAGGCUGAGGACCCGGGCCAAGAGCCUGCUCCUUGCUGCCACGGUGUGGGCUGUGGCCCUGAUCGUCUCCAUCCCUGACAUGGUCUUUGUGCGGACGCACGAAUACCCCACAGGUGUGUGGAACUGCUAUGCGGAUUUCGGAGGGCACGCGACUACCUGGAAGCUCUUCCUUCGCUGCCAGCAGAGCCUCCUGGGGUUCCUCCUUCCACUCCUUGUCAUGAUCUUCUUCUACUCCCGAAUUGGCUGUGUCCUCAUCCGGCUGAGGCCCCCCGGCCAGGGCCGGGCUCUGAGGAUAGCGGUGGCCCUUGUGGUGGCCUUCUUCGUGCUCUGGUUCCCGUACAACCUCAUCUUGGUUCUGCACUCACUGCUGGACUUGCAAGUCUUUGGGGACUGCAAGGUCAGCCAGCGCUUGGACUACGCAAUGCAGGUGACCGAGAGCAUUGCCUUCCUGCACUGCUGCUUCACCCCUGUCCUCUACGCCUUCUCCAGUCGCCGCUUCCGCCAGCACCUGAAGACUUUUCUGGCCACUGUGCUCAGACGGCAGCAGACACCUGGCCCUGCCCACGCCCCACCACCCAGCUGUUCUGAGAGCAGUGUGCUCACUGUCCAGGAAGAAAUGACCAAUAUACAUGAACUUGGGGAGAGCCAGGCAGAGGGCUCCCCCAACAAGGGGGGUGCGGGAUAAAAUGAAACCUCCAGGGUGGCAGUCUGGUGAGAGCAGAUGGGCACCAGCUCCACUGGGCACCGCCUGGAGUCCUCGCUCCAAGGGCCUCUAAGCACCUUGCUACACCCACUUGUUCACUCUCCGUUCCCAAGCAUCAGGGGCGCUUACUUUCUAGGAGCCACACUCUCUUCCGUGAAUCACUGCAGGGGCUUCCCAACUGACCUCUGUGCUUCCUAUUAUCUUGCUCUGGUGUCACCUAGUCUGCACCCUGCAGCCAGAGUGAUCGCAACACUCUUGGCCUUCACCCCCCUGUCUUCAGAGUAGCGUGGGCUGCUCCUGCCCUGUAGCGGAGCCUGGAAAAUAUUAAGGGACCACAUUUGCAGUCUCGAUCAUGGUCCCAGACUCUGGCAGUCAGGAGGGGUGAGGUGUGUUCUGCCCAAGAAUGCUGGAAUCUGCAGGGUGCGGCAGACUGAAUACCUAUGUGGGGAGGUCCCAGGGAAUAUUUCUCUCUCUGCCUACCAGGCCUCCUCUAGGGAGCCAUCAGGAAUCUCUGGUACCUGUGCCACCAAGUCCAAAAUCUUUGUUCAACUUCAGCAGUGGGACUUCCCACAGUCCCACUCCACCCUGACACUCCUCCACCGCACUCGCGUUUCAGCCCCUGGAAGCCCGACACCCCGUGCUUUCUUCUGCACAUCCUCACCUCCCUGCUGGCUGCCUCCUGGAGCAGGUAUCAUUCUGCAGCCAGGCAUCCUAUUUUAAAGCUUUUGGAAUCUUACCUCAUAAAGGAACUUGGUCCCAUCCACGUGAGCUAUGGUUUGAAUUGUUCCAACAGAACAAGGUAGUUAAGAGUCACUGACUUUAU